Anguilla anguilla (European eel) is the source of this 549-nucleotide messenger RNA. RefSeq names its product interferon a3-like. Gene Ontology annotation, molecular function: cytokine receptor binding. The coding region runs from base 1 to 549 and encodes 182 amino acids. The record is from RefSeq and is a predicted model, not a curated record. Gene Ontology annotation, biological process: defense response. Lineage: Eukaryota; Metazoa; Chordata; Actinopteri; Anguilliformes; Anguillidae. Gene Ontology annotation, cellular component: extracellular region. The transcript is spliced from 5 exons.
AUGUGCACGCUGAAGUUCUGGAGCAUCUGCGCGUUUCUCCUCCUCUCGGACCACUCCUUCUCCAUGAAAUGCAAGCAACAUAUACUGAGGGACCGGAAUGCACAGUGCAUACGGCUUCUGACUGACAUGGGCGGCGAUUUUCCAGUCAAGUGCCUGAAAGAAAAUGUCAAACUCAUGUUUCCAGAGGGUGUUUAUGACAUCACGAGCGAAUCUCAGGAUCAUGAUAUUGCAGCAGUAGCAUAUGAUGCCUUGAGAGACGUGGUCAAGAUCUUCAACAAUAGCCUGGUUUCCACAUCUUGGGAUCCUGAAAAACUUGGUCUCUUUAAACAUAAAUUGUCUCUUCAAAUUGAAAACUUGGAGCAGUGUGUUCGAGGUGAGAUGACCUUCUCCGGUGAUGGAAGUUUUCCCUCAGAAGAUAAUGGGAGGCUGAAGUCCUACUUUGAAAGGCUGACUACGUUUUUAAAAGAAAAGGGGCAGAGCGCUUGCGCAUGGGAGGUUGUGAGGAAAGAAGUUUCUUACAGCUUGAAGAAGCUCCAAGAGUUUUUAUAA